Paralichthys olivaceus (Japanese flounder) is the source of this 1090-nucleotide messenger RNA. The record is from RefSeq and is a predicted model, not a curated record. Lineage: Eukaryota; Metazoa; Chordata; Actinopteri; Pleuronectiformes; Paralichthyidae.
UUUCACCUGUUUCACCUAUGGAGACUGUCUUCUAAUUGGGGGAGCCCGAAGUUAUGUCAGCCAAUGAGACUUAGCCCAGAUUUUCUUUUGAAUUCCCCAGGUUGCAUUGCUGCACCUGUUUCAGCCGUUGCAGUGAUGGUGCCAUCUUGAAAGCCGAAGGAAAGAAAGACGAGUGAAGAGGAAGGAAUAUAACAAUCAACCAUUUUCAAAAACUUCCUCUGUGCCCCAAGCUCCUGCCAUGGAGAGGAAAAGUGUUUGUCGGACAAGUAGUUCCCUGUGACGGCUCUGCACGAUAAAACUGCUCUGACAUCUGCUGCUCCUUCUGUUACCUUACGGGACCAAGAUGACCCUUUGGCUGCUGCUAGUUCUGUCCAUUUGGGUGAGGCCUGAUCAAGCCGGCUCCGCCCAUUCCAACGAACGGCGGGUUGUAGCACACAUACCUGGCGACAUCAUCAUCGGAGCCUUGUUCUCCGUCCAUCACCAGCCUCCUGCUGACAAGGUACACGAGCGCAAGUGUGGUGCAGUGCGAGAGCAGUAUGGGAUCCAGAGGGUGGAAGCCAUGAUGCACACGCUGGAUCGCAUCAACAGUGACCCGCACAUCCUUCCCAACAUCAGCCUGGGCUGUGAGAUCCGGGACUCGUGUUGGCACUCGGCCGUGGCUCUGGAGCAGAGCAUCGAGUUCAUACGGGAUUCGCUUGUCUCCUCUGAUGAGGCAGAGGAGUGGGGUGGAGGAGGCUCUUGGGGAGGAGGAGGAGGAGGUGGCGGAGGUGGCGGAGGACCGACAAUGAAGUGCGCUGACCCCUCUGCCACUCCGAUGCGGGGGAAGAAGCCUAUAGUAGGGCUAAUUGGACCGGGGUCGAGCUCAGUGGCCAUCCAGGUUCAGAACCUUCUACAGCUGUUCAACAUACCACAGAUUGCCUACUCUGCCACCAGUAUGGACCUCAGUGACAAGAGCCUUUAUAAGUACUUUAUGCGGGUGGUGCCUUCAGAUGCCCAACAGGCAAGAGCCAUGGUGGACAUUGUCAAGAGAUACAACUGGAGCUACGUGUCUGCUAUACACACUGAAGGUUGAGUCACUUGGUUUACUGGU